Staurois parvus is the source of this 306-nucleotide messenger RNA. The record is from the annotation of a GenBank genome assembly. NCBI's taxonomy places the organism in Eukaryota, Metazoa, Chordata, Amphibia, Anura, Ranidae.
GCACUGGGCUCCGCGGAAGUACCCGCUCCCCCCCCUCCCCAAAGGUCAGCAGUCAUCUCCUGUACUGUCCACAGUCUCUGGUCAUCUCCUGUACUGUCCACAGUCUCUGGUUAUCCCUGGAGGGAAGUCCGCAGUCUCUGGUCAUCUCCUGUACUGUGUCCGCAGUCUCUGGUCAUCUCCUGUACUGUGUCCGCAGUAUCUGGUCAUCUCCUGUACUGUGUCCGCAGUCUCUGGUCAUCUCCUGUACUGUGUCCGCAGUCUCUGGUCAUCUCCUGUACUGUGUCCGCAGUCUCUGGUCCCCCUGUA